UUGUAGCAUAGGUUGUAUGAGAGAAAACCCACGCAACCAUCGCCUAAAUCCAUCUCAGCCUACUCACUCUAAGUUUGGUACCGCCUUUAAAUUCAGGUUUAUAUUUCGCAACUAUUAACGCAAACUUUUCAGUGAAGGAACGAGGAAGCUGGGAAGGAUAUAACUUAUUUCUACCAUAAACGACCGGAUUUUCAAGUGAAAAUUAAACUGACAUCUGAGUUUUGGCGAGAAGAGGAUUGAACUUUUAUUUCGGCUAAGGAACAGACGAAAUUUGAAACCAUUUUAACUGUUGCCGCUAACAGGUGAUUACAGAAAAUAUUUCGGUGCGUGCGAAGAAACAAUAAAAAGGCAGUAUGAUGAGACGGUGUUUUGGUCCAUUUUUAAUAGGUCUUAUAGGAAUACUCAUAUGUUUCACACAAGAUGCCCGAGGUAGUCCGUUACCUGAUAACGAAGAAAUGGUUAAUGAAAUACUCAACAAAAGAAAUGCAUGGUGGAGCAAGAAAUCCGACCCAGCCUUAGCGGAUUUAUCAGGUGAAAGGAUGGACGGGGAAAACUCAGAGCAGCCUUGUUUAUCACAAGCUCACAGAAUAGAUUGCUACAUCAACAGGUGCGUCCCCGACUUCGUGGAAUGCGGACGACUGGCGCGGUCUCGUUCCGGAUUUGGAGCAUGUAAACAACAGCAUCACGAGUGUGCUCUCGAAUGUUAUCCUGAUACGAACAAAGGCCCCGCCUUAUCCCUCUUCUCAGGACUUCAGGGAUAAAAGUCCAACUGGAGAAAACUUUAUAAAACUUGUGUAGAAAUUGAGUGAUCAUCUGAGAGGGCGAUGAGCCCUGAUAUAGACAUGAGAACGGCAUGGAUCAGACACAUCUGUGAUUGUAGGAUAACGUUGUUCGCAUGAGACGAAUUUUUGUUUCCAAUGUUGGCGAAGUAGAAAAUAAUACUACUAAAACAAAUAACACUCUCCAUUAUUGUAAUUAACAUUUAUAUUUUAACUAAAUGUUGUUAACCCCAUCAAUAAUUGAUAACUGCGCACCCUGCUGCGCAGAUGAGACAUCAGAAAAACAUCUCUGAAACGACUCGGUUUUCAAACCAACAAAUCCUAUAAUGACACGUGUUUCAAAGUUCGAAAACUAUUCGCACGAGGUUAAUUUGGAAUGCGAUCAGACGCAAAAUACAGUGUUGUUUUCUGCUCGACUCCAUUGGAAGUCAAAGACGAAAGACGCCAGUAGAUUCUGCUUUAGUGGCCCUUUAACAUGGAUUAUUAUAAUACAACAGGUUUCGCAACACUUUGCCUUCUACUAACAAUCUCGUGUCUCCUAAUCUAUUUCUUGACAACGCCGAGUUCCCGACAACAAAUCCUUUCAAGGCAAAACUAUUGUGACUUAACUAUCAAAAUCACCAAGUGCGAUUAUUGCAAUAAAAGAUUGUUCAUAAGUAGACUAAAACAAACCAUCUGAAAUAUUUUGUUGUACCUAGGACGGUAUCAGAUUUACCAUGCAGCCUGAACUUUGAGGUGAAACCAUGUACAUGUACAUGUACAUGUACUUAUUGCAAUACAUCACCAGCGUGAUUUGGAUAACGGAGUCACGAUAGUUCCACCUUUACACCAACGUACAGCAAAACUUUGUCCCAACGUUCGCCACGAGUGAACAUCGCAUGAGUGCAACCCCAGUGUCACCACGUGUCCCAUGGAUGUUAUCAAGAAUGUAUAUAUAUUUGAUUUUAGUUAUAUGCAUUUUGCCAGCAGUGAUCGGCUCUAUGUCCUCAGUGUGGUACCAAGGGUGUGAUAUACCCGCUUCAUUUCAAUAGCAUUCAUUAUGGCUCGAAACCAUCAAAUAUGGCUGCCCCUGGUUCCUAAUUGAUGCUCAUCAUUGGCCGAUCUAAUAUCAAUAUCCAUCUUCGUUAUCUGGUGUGUGCGUCUAGAGGUUAAUGUGCUGAGAACCACAACUUCCAAACUGUGAGUGCGUCGCCCGUGGUCAAGCAAUCAACACUGCACUGCAUGGCCAAGUGGUCUCUAUGCGGUGGAGGUGUUGGCCCAAACCUUAGGUGCUUUGGCCCAAGGUUAGGGCGGAAUUUCACUCCUUCAUGACCAGCCGCACUGCUGAAGGAGAAAUCAUUUACCUCUGCCAGCCGAGAUAGCCGGAAAGAACAUUCAAGGCACUUGAACGUGGUUGAAGACGUUUAGGGAGGCAAGAGCAUUGACUGUAUUUGUCAGAUUCGUUGUAUAUCUUUACCACGACCAACGCUGUCAUGACUGUGACCGAAUCCGAUCACAGAGACUUGGAUCCAUUAUUGUCGAUCCACACUAGACACUGCUGUCCUGAUAAUAUGUAUGAGCGUUGAAGAUCAGUAGGCUAUUUCUGCAUCAAACCUAAAACUUGUGUCGGAUUUGUCAGCAUAUGUCUUUUAUUCCGGCGCGAAAUGUAAAGAAAUGUGUAAAUUAGAUUUUUACGCUGAGACCAUCUGCCGUUUUGUUAAUUUCUGGCUGCUGCUUCCAGUACGAUGAAUGGGCAGUCAUGCAGAAAGAUGCCAAAACGGUGGUGUCAAUAUUGUAAGCUGUUCAAAGACUAAUAAAAUUUUAAGAACUCCUGUUAAUUUCUUUUAGUCUAGAUUGCUGUUUGUGUGAUGUGAAGGUAACUAUGUCACUCAUUCGCGUAUCAUUAUACCCAUUGUUCGCCCAUGUACACCUUAUGAUAACCGAAGAUAAAUAAACAUAUUUUCUUUCCAUGUUCUUCUAA
Messenger RNA from Lineus longissimus, 2739 nucleotides. RefSeq lists its product as uncharacterized. The record is from RefSeq and is a predicted model, not a curated record. Bases 354 to 761 code for a protein of 135 amino acids. NCBI's taxonomy places the organism in Eukaryota, Metazoa, Nemertea, Pilidiophora, Heteronemertea, Lineidae. The transcript has 6 exons.